AUGCAGAAAUAUGAUCCUGAAACUGACUUUCCGGAGGCAUGGAAAAUAUUAAAGCCGUUUAUGCUCAGCGAGGACGCUCUGAUAACCAUCCGGAACUCAAUGACGCGUGAAUUACUGAACGGUCUGGGCAAGGAUACCCAUAGUCGAUCCUCCAUACCCUCUUGGCUGAGUUAUGUGCAGCAGCUGCCGACGGGAGAUGAACGAGGUCGUUUCCUUGCCUUAGAGAUGUGGCCCUCCAACUGCCGUAUUAUGCUGGUCAAAUUCAGCAGUGAGAAUGACAUCUACAUGAGCUCUAAAUGCGUUAUCAUACCACAUACGAUAGCCGCAUCGCGGGGCACUACACUUUUUAAUUUUUUAGCGCAGAAUAUUGCAAUAUUUGUCAGAGCUAAAAAAGUGGAAAAGGAUAACUUGCCCAUGGGAAUUGCAUUCGCUUUCGACCUGAACCAGCUAUCGCUGGAUGUGGGCAUUCUGAUCAGAUGGACUCAGGGGUACGGUGCUCAAAGCGCCAUUGGCAAGAAUGUGGUGCAGCUACUACGGAACGCCUUGGAUGAGUACGAGGAUGUAAAAAUAAACCUGAACUCGAUUGUUAACAUUUCUACCGGUUCUCUGAUGGCACUCGCCUGGUCUUGUUCCGAUUGUAAAAUGGGUCUUAUAGUGGGAUUAGUCACAAAUGCCGCCUAUGUGGAGCGGGCUGAAGCAUGUGAAAGGAUGGAAGAGGAGUCAAAGCAACCGCUGAUGAUCGUCAACACUGAUUGGGGCAAUUUUGGUUCAAACGGCCACUUGGACUUUGUGCGCACUGAGUUCGACAAGAUUAUCGAUGCGAACUCCAACAAUCCGGGCAUGAAGUAUUUUGAGAAAUGCAUCAGCACCCUGAAUUUGGGUGAACUGGUGCGCCUAAUAGUCGUGCGUCUAAUAGAUAUGGGAGUCAUUUUUAAAGGUGUGAGCAUGGCCUAUAUCGGCAUUGAAUGGAAAAUGGAAAUGAAGUCGAUUGUGGAUAUCGAGUCAGAUCCACCAAAUGUUUAUACACAAGCUCAGAAGGUCAUGGACAAAUUCGGUAUUCAUAACUGCAAUGAACGUGAUUUGGCCACCUUACGAUUCAUAUGCAAGAUAGUUGGAAUCCGCUCCGCCAAGCUGGUAGCUGCUGGUUUAGCCUGUCUGAUCAAUCGGAUGAACUACCCCAAGAUUAAAAUUGCUGUUGAUGGUGGAGUAUAUCGACUGUAUCCCACUUACCAAGAGAGUCUUAAUAAGUAUACCCUACUGCUGACCGAUCCCCAGAAUAAAUUUGAGCUCAUCAACUCGGAUGAUAGUCCAGGAGUGGGUGCUGCUAUUGUUGCUGGUCUAACAUCAACACUCAAACAGAAGAAAAUAGUCAUUACGUAG
Molecule: messenger RNA, 1380 nt
Organism: Drosophila mojavensis
Lineage: Eukaryota; Metazoa; Arthropoda; Insecta; Diptera; Drosophilidae
Product: hexokinase type 1
Exons: 1
Coding region: 1-1380 (459 amino acids)
Biological process (GO): intracellular glucose homeostasis; glucose 6-phosphate metabolic process; glycolytic process
Cellular component (GO): cytosol; mitochondrion
Molecular function (GO): D-glucose binding; ATP binding; mannokinase activity
Source: RefSeq, a predicted model, not a curated record